AUGAAGAUUGCCUUGCCGGCGAGCUCGAUCCCCUGCGGCGAUGUGCCCCCGAGCCGCGACUCGCGCCAGGUCGAGCAGGAUCUCCCGCAGGAGUGGGGCCUUUUCGGCGCGUCGUCACCGACGGCAGCGUCGCGCCAGCCGCGGUCUGAGGACUCGAGGCACGGCCGCGGGCGCACGGGGGCCCCGGACGUGGUGAGCGUGGCAGUCGGCAUGCUGGGCCUAGACGUGCACGAGGCCCCGCUCUCCAUGGCGGAGACGUGGCUCUCCUACUACAGGAACGAGUUCGGCGGCAGCGCUGGCAACACGGCGGGCUGCGGCGGGGGGGAUGGCGGCCUCGUGGGCCCUCCAGCCGCUGCAUCAGGCCCGGACGCGGGGGCGGGCGGGGCGCCAGCCUUGGCCGCGGCGCCGCCCGAGUGGCAGCUGCGGGCGGUAUCGCGCAUCCGGGAGCUCGCCGCCCAGGGGGAGGUCUCCGCCUCCAGGGCCUUCCCCGCCGCUGGCGGCGACGCCGCCGCCUCCAGCAACGGCCCGAAGCUCGCGGAGUGUGCCCAGCUCUCCGAGUUCGUCUUGAGGCGCAUCGUCCACUGCGUGGCGACGCUGCGGGGCCCAGAGGGGCGCGAGGGGCUGACGCAGGUAGGCGGCGCCGCCGCCGCUGUUUAG
Messenger RNA from Prorocentrum cordatum, 657 nucleotides. NCBI's taxonomy places the organism in Eukaryota, Dinophyceae, Prorocentrales, Prorocentraceae. The record is from the annotation of a GenBank genome assembly.